AUGGCGAUUUGCAGGAUUGGUUUCGCAGUAUUGAAAAAGACUGCGUUGUACCAAGUAAGGGCGUUGUCCUUGUUUUUAAACGAAAGUAAAUACAACACCCAGGUGAAGCUUUGUUGUGAUGAGCGAUAUUGGGAAGUGGACUGGUCGGAUCAACAAGUAAGGUACCUAACCUCCAAAACAGUGCCGGUUUCUGAUGACAUAAAACAUUGCAACGUGGGCACGAUCGGACACAUUGACCAUGGAAAGACGACUUUGACUGCAGCUAUUACAAAAGUUCUUGAAGAGGAAGGGUACUCACGCUUUGUAUCUUACGAGGAAAUUGAUAGGGCUCCAGAAGAAAAAGCUAGAGGCGUGACUAUAAAUGCUACUCAUGUACAGUACAGAACGAAGAUGAGGCAUUAUGCCCAUACUGACUGCCCUGGACAUUCUGAUUACAUUAAAAAUAUGAUAUCAGGUGCCUCGCAGAUGGAUGGUGCUAUUGUUGUUGUUGCUGCUACCGAUGGCCAAAUGCCGCAGACCCGAGAACAUUUACUGUUAGCAAAACAAAUAGGUAUCCAAAACAUAGUAGUGUUUAUAAAUAAAGUUGAUUUGGUAGACGAAGACGUCGUUGACCUAGUGGAAAUCGAAAUGAGAGAACUUUUAAAUGAUUUUGGUUAUGAUGGCAUUGUAACACCGAUUAUAAGGGGGUCUGCGAAAUUAGCACUUCAAGGAGACAGUUCAGAAAUGGGCAAGAAAUCUAUUAUCUCGUUAAUGAAAGCUAUUGAUGAACAUAUCCCUACUCCAACAAGAGAUACUACUUCACCAUUUAUACUACCAAUUGAUGAUGCUUUUACAGUACCAGGUAGAGGUACUGUGGUUAUUGGAACUUUAGAACGCGGAGUUAUAAAAAAAAAUGAUGAAGCAGAAUUACUUGGUUUUAAUGCUAAAAAGAGCACUUCAGUGGCCGAUAUUCAGAUAUUUAAGAAAUCUGUACCUUCAGCUGAAGCAGGUGAAAACCUUGGAGUUCUUGUGCGAGGAGUACGAUUACAGGCAGUUGAACGGGGAAUGUUGUUGUGUGCUCGAGGCAGUAUGGAUAUUAGCAACUGCUUUGAAAGUGAAAUAUACUUUUUGACCAAAUCAGAAGGUGGUAGAUCUAAACCUGUCACAUCAAAAUACAUUCAACAGUUUUUCAGUAAGACUUGGAAUAUAUUGUGUCGAGUAGAUGUAAAAGAAGGUGAAAUGAUAAUGCCAGGAGAACAUGCUAGAGUAAUUAUUACUUUACUGAGAGGUAUGGUGCUGUUAGAAGGUCAAUCAUUCACAAUUAGAGAGAACAAUCAAACUGUUGCAACUGGAAUAGUUGCAAAGAUUUUACCUAGUGUAUCACUUAUUAAUACAAAAUUACAUAAAGUUCAAAUUCCAAAUGUACAUAAUUAA
Messenger RNA from Gryllus bimaculatus (two-spotted cricket), 1413 nucleotides. Lineage: Eukaryota; Metazoa; Arthropoda; Insecta; Orthoptera; Gryllidae. The record is from the annotation of a GenBank genome assembly.